Echinops telfairi (small Madagascar hedgehog) is the source of this 1785-nucleotide messenger RNA. It is a transcript of the gene RNF167, whose product is annotated as ring finger protein 167. Gene Ontology annotation, molecular function: zinc ion binding; ubiquitin protein ligase activity. The record is from RefSeq and is a predicted model, not a curated record. NCBI's taxonomy places the organism in Eukaryota, Metazoa, Chordata, Mammalia, Afrosoricida, Tenrecidae. The transcript has 9 exons. Gene Ontology annotation, biological process: ubiquitin-dependent protein catabolic process; positive regulation of DNA-templated transcription; protein ubiquitination. Bases 547 to 1596 code for a protein of 349 amino acids. Gene Ontology annotation, cellular component: cytoplasm; nucleoplasm.
ACAGGGAGGAGAGGUUUGUAAACAGGGCAGUUCCGGGAGUCCGGGGGCUAGAGGGAAAACGAUCGGGCCGUCUCUGCGGGCGUCGGAGCUCCCUACAUCUCCGCAGGCACUGCCUCCGCCUCUAACCUUCUCUUAACCGGCCUUUUAGGACCGGAAGUCCUUCAACGGGAGCGUCCGACUCUUGAAGUCGCUGUUCCUCUUUGCCGGAAACCCUUUUCCGAGGGCUAGGAAGACGGCCCACCUGGCCGGAAGUCCCACCUCUCUGAGCUCCCCCGCCCUUCCUCAAGUUUUUCUGUCAGCUCUCCGUGUUUCCGUGUCCUCGCUUGGUUUUAAUCCGAAUCUAGAAAAGCGUACAUUGAUAGUGUCUCCCUCAGGUCUACGAAACAGGUUGAGGGUCCUUCGAGGGCUCCAUGUAGCUAGGAAGUGGAACCUGGGGGUAGUGGGACUCCCUGAGAUCCCGAGGGAGGGGCGAGGGUAGGACGCAGAACACUGCUUCUGCUCCUGCUACCCCGGACGCGGCUUCUCCGCCUCUCCCCUCCCGCUGUCAUGCACGCUGCGGCCUUCCCGCUUCCUGUGGUUGUGGCCGCUGUGCUGUGGGGAGCGGCCCCCAUCCGGGGGCUCAUUCGAGCGACCUCUGACCACAACGCCAGCAUGGACUUUGCAGACCUCCCAGCUCGCUUUGGGGCUAGCCUGAGCCAAGAGGGACUCCAGGGGUUCCUUGUGGAGGCUCACCCAGCUAAUGCCUGCAGCCCCAUUGCCCCACCACCCCCAGCCCCGGUCAACGGGUCAGUCUUUAUUGCACUGCUUCGAAGAUUCAACUGCAACUUUGACCUCAAGGUCUUAAAUGCUCAGAAAGCUGGGUAUGGUGCAGCUGUGGUGCACAACGUGAACUCCAAUGAACUGCUGAACAUGGUGUGGAAUAGUGAGGAAAUCCAGCAGCAGAUCUGGAUCCCAUCUGUGUUCAUUGGGGAGAGGAGUUCUGAGUACCUGCGUGCCCUCUUCGUCUACGAGAAGGGGGCUCGGGUGCUGCUGGUCCCAGACAAUACCUUCCCCUUGGGCUAUUACCUCAUCCCUUUCACAGGCAUUGUAGGAUUGCUGGUUUUGGCCAUGGGAGCCGUGAUGAUAGUUCGUUGUGUCCAGCACCGAAAACGGCUCCAGAGGAAUCGACUGACCAAGGAGCAACUGAAACAGAUUCCCACACACGACUAUCAGAAAGGAGACCAGUAUGAUGUGUGUGCCAUCUGCCUGGACGAGUAUGAAGACGGGGACAAGCUGAGGGUGCUCCCUUGUGCUCAUGCCUACCACAGCCGCUGUGUGGACCCCUGGCUCACUCAGACGCGCAAGACCUGCCCCAUCUGUAAGCAGCCUGUGCAUCGGGGUCCUGGUGAAGAGGAUCAGGAAGCAGCCGCUCAGGGACCAGAGGAGGGUGAUGAGGAAGGGGAGCCAAGAGACCACCCUGCUUCAGAACGGACCCCUCUCUUGGGCUCCAGUCCCACUCCCCCCACCUCCUUUGGCUCCUUGGCCCCAUCCCCCCUUGUUUUUCCUGGGCCCUCAACGGACACCCCGCCCUCUCCUUCAGCUACCCUUCUGGUUUAGUAACACAACACCCCCCCACCCAAUCACUGAUGACCUAUUUCAGUCUUUUGCUCUCCCUCCAGUCUUCUGUGUUGGGGGGUGGGGGACAUUCCAGCCCCAAGUUUCUCCCAUACUCAACCCCUUUGAGGGAGAUGGAGAACAAGGAGACUGGGUCUUUACUUUGUGAGUUAAUAAAAUUGUUUUUCUGGA